CCCCGUUUCUCCUUUGUUUCGUUCAGUUCUCUUCUUUACGCCUCUUUUCUUUUUUUAAACAUGGCUUCUCUAAAUACACGACCGAGAAGCGCCUUGUACUCCUUUGAGGCAAAGAAGGCUUACUUCGACAAUGAGUUUGUCAAUGAUCUCAAGCAGGACAAUGCCCUUCAUGUUCCUGAGCGUCCCAUCCACCGCUUGAGAUCAUGGCAGAACGCUUCGUUCUCUUCUACAGCUGAGACUGUUGUUGGUGAUGAUGAACUUGACCACCAUCAUCACCAUCAUCACCAUCAUCACCAUCAUCACAAGAAGGAUGCCCCUUUCUUUACCCUCAAUGUCAUCUCCGAACAACCCCCUACACCACCCGCAGACCCUAAGAUUCAUGACGAACCCCUCUUCCCAUCUCCUACAGAAAACCUCACUCCUCUCUUCAACCUCAAGACCAUCCCGUCAAAAGUCUCACCAUGCUCUUCGAGCGGUGACGACGGUGAGAGUGUCUGUCCUCUCGAGACAGACCCCAAGAAACUCAACCUUACUACCUCUGUCGCAGAGAAGUCAGUCGAGGCAGCACCAGUGCAUGCAAAUGACAGCAUUGAGACAUGCGGCUACCCCAAGAUCGAAGACCCUGUCGAUCCUGCUAGAAUCCUAUCACAAAGGGAUCUACGCAACCAAAGGGUCGCCUUCAUGGGGAUCAUCGUGCUUCUCAACAUCUGCAUGGCGAUCACUGCCUUCUUUGGUAAGAAGAGCAAGCUGAUCUUCGUCGUCAUCUUGUUCGUCAAGAGCAAGGAUUUCUUAUCGGCGAUCCUGUCUCCUACUGGGAUGAUGUACCGUGCUAUCUAUGAGAAGUUCUAUCCACCCAAGCCUGUCAGCCGAAAAUGGAUCUUGUCGCUCAUCCCUGCCUACUCUGAGAGUGAGGAGCAGAUUGUCAAGACUAUCUUCUCUCUUCGGGAUAAUGGUGUUGAGCCUCACAAGCAAGUCAUGGUCGUCAUCCUCGAUGGCAAGCCUCGAGAUGUUCGAUCACACAUGACAAGAAUGGUCCGCGAGUUCCAACGCCCCUACGUCUCCCUCAAGUGGAAGAAGGGUGUUUUGAAUGUCCUCGCCGGUUUCAUGGAAGAUGUCCCGGUCAUUGUCAUCGAGAAGGUCAAGAACGCCGGCAAGAAGGAUUCUCUCAUUCUCUGCCACGAUCUCUUCAACUUUCCUCGCGAGAAUUCACCUCUUUACACAAAGCUUCUACGAAAGGAGAUGUGGGAAGAGAUUCUCCCUGAGUUGACAAAGGGCGAGGACUUCAAGGGCUUUGACAUGGUUUUCUGCACUGAUGCCGACUCUACUAUCUAUAAGGGCGCUGUUGCUCUUCUGGCUAAUGCUCUUGCUCGAGAUGACAAGGCUAUUGCUGCUUGUGGCCUUGUCUUGGUUGAGCUUGAGCCUGGAUAUGAGUGGUCCUUUUGGAAUCUCUAUCAACAAUUUCAGUAUACAUUUGGACAAUAUGUCAGACGGCGAGCUGAAGGGUUCAUUGGAAAAGUCACUUGUUUACCUGGUUGCAUCACCAUGAUCGCAGUGAGACCAGAAAUGGCCGGUGCUAUUCGGAAAUACGCCGAACCCGUUACCGGUGAACUAGUCAUUAACCACCAAGUGCAAUACCUGGGCACUGAUAGACGACUCACCUACUCAAUGCUUUCUCAGGGUGAACAUCUUCGGACACUAUUCGUCCCUGAUGCCGUCAGUGAAACAGUUGCCCCCCAGUCACUCUUCCACUACCUAAGCCAAAGACGUCGAUGGGGCUCCAAUGCCUACUUCAACAAUUACUUCUAUUUGGCCGGCGAGAAGAUGAUCACCAUCACUCGCAUUGCUGCCUCCGUUGAAGUCAUCCGUCUGAGCUUGGUUUACUACCGCAUUCUCAACACAGCUUUGUUCAUUGCAAGCUGUGUUCGUCAUGUCUCUGCUCUCAAGCUUGUUCCGAUGCUGGUAGUCGGCCAAUUGCCCUCUCUCUGGUUCUUCUGUUCAAUCCUUCUUGAACCUGAGCUACGAAAGCGAGGACACAAGCUUGCGAUUGGAUACUUGAUCAACAAGUGUGUAUCACCAGUCAUGAGUGUCAUCAUCUUCACAAAGGUUGCCACCAACCUCGGAAGUCAAGUCUGGGGUGUAUCCGGUGUUACUGCAUCUUCUGCUCCCGUUGCUACAACUGCACCAGCGGAAGAAGAAGAAGGAACUAAGAUCUUUGAUGCAGAUGAGCUAUCUUCGGCUGAAAAGGGAGAAGCGCCUUUGUUGCAAAAGUCAGAAGAAGAGAUUGCCAAACCAGAGCGUUGUCGCCUCAAGGAUGAGCGAGCGGAUGUAGACUGCUAGAUUACUAGCGAUAGACCACUAGACCUAAAAGUUAAUUAGCAUAAUAUUUAAUGACAAC
Fusarium redolens is the source of this 2395-nucleotide messenger RNA. RefSeq names its product chitin synthase-domain-containing protein. The transcript has 3 exons. Gene Ontology annotation, cellular component: cell periphery; cell septum. The record is from RefSeq and is a predicted model, not a curated record. Bases 61 to 2337 code for a protein of 758 amino acids. Gene Ontology annotation, molecular function: chitin synthase activity. Lineage: Eukaryota; Fungi; Ascomycota; Sordariomycetes; Hypocreales; Nectriaceae.